GCGCUGGGAACACGCCCAGUUACCCGGCUCAGUUAAGGAAGUCUGAGGCUUCUCGGGCCAGGGAGUCUUGCGUCUGCGCGAAGAUGGUGGCGGAGCAGAGUCCCCGCGUGGUUCGCUGUGGCGGCAGCGCCUUGAACUUCAGGAGGGCCGUGUUCUCUGCGGAUUCUAAGUAUAUCUUGUGUGUGUCCGGAGACUUCAUUAAAGUUUACAGCACAGCCACAGAAGAGUGUGUCCACAUUUUGCAUGGACAUAAAAAUCUGGUGACUGGAAUCCAGCUCAACCCCAACAACCAUUUACAGCUCUAUUCUUGUUCCUUUGAUGGCACGAUUAAACUAUGGGACUACACAGAUGGGAUUUUAAUAAAGACUUUCGUGGUGGGACAUGAACUCCAUGCUCUGUUUCUUGUUGCUUCUGCUCCGGAUUCUGUCUUUGUUACAAUCAGUAAAGAAGAACCAGAUGUCUUUCAGCUGGUUUCAGUGAAGUUGCCAAAAUCAUCAAGCCAAGAAAUACAGGCUACAGAGCGUUCCUUUGUUUUGGAUUAUAUAAAUCAGUCACCCAAGUGUGUUGCCUUUGGAAAUGAGGGAGAGUAUGUGGCUGCAGUACGGGACUUUUACUUGUCUGUUUAUUUUUUCAAAACAAAAACAACAUCAAGGUUUACAUUAUCCUCAUCUAAGAAUAAGAAGAAUGCUAAGAACAAUUUCACAUGUGUAGCAUGCCACCCAAAGGAAGAUUGCAUAGCAUCCGGGCACCUGGAUGGCAAAAUCCGGCUUUGGAGGAAUUUUGAUGAUGAAAGGAAAUAUACGUACACAUGCUUACAUUGGCAUCAUGAUAUUGUUACGGACUUGGCUUUUUCAGUGACAGGAACCAGUCUGCUAAGUGGUGGUCGUGAAUCUGUGCUGGUGGAAUGGCGUGAUACAAUGGAGAAGAAUAAAGAGUUUCUGCCUCGUCUAGGAGCUACUAUUGAGCACAUCUCCGUCUCACCUGCAGGGGAUUUCUUCUGUACAUCUCACUCUGAUAAUAAAAUGACCAUUAUUCACCGAAACCUUGAGGUGUCUGCAGUGAUUCAAGGCCUAGUGAAAGAUAGGAACAUCUUUACUGGGUUGAUGGUGGAUCCAAGAACUAAAGCCUUGGUUUUGAAUGGGAAACCUGGACACCUGCAGUUUUAUUCUCUCCAGAAUGAUAAGCAAUUAUACAAUUUAGAUAUUAUACAGCAAGAAUAUAUCAAUGAUUAUGGUCUGAUCCAAAUUGAACUACGAAAAGCUGCAUUUGGCCGCUUUGGUAACUGGCUUGCAACUGUGGAACAACGGCAAGAAAAGGAAACGGAACCCGAAUUACAGAUGAAACUGUGGACGUAUAAUAAGAAAACACAAGGGUUUGUCCUUAACACAAAGAUCAGCAUGCCACAUGAAGACCAAAUCACAGCUCUCUGUUUCUGUAAUGCGGAGAGGUCUGACAAUCCCACCUUGGUUACCACCAGUAAGGAUGGUCACUUCAAAGUAUGGAUAUUAACAGACGAUUCAGAUAUAUACAAAAAAGCUGUCGGCUGGACCUGCGACUUUGUGGGUAGCUAUCACAAAUACCAGGCAACUAACUGUUGUUUUUGUGAAGAUGGCUCUUUACUAGCAGUUAGUUUUGAGGAAAUAGUCACAAUAUGGGAUUCAGAAACAUGGGAGCUUAAAUGUACAUUUUGCCAACGAGCUGGAAAAAUAAGGCACCUUUGCUUUGGGAAAAUGACAUGCUCUAAAUAUCUUGUCGGUACCACUGAAAAUGGCAUUCUUUGCUGUUGGAAUCUGCUCAGUUGUGCAUUGGAAUGGAGUACAAAAUUAAAUGUUAGCGUAAUGGAACCUGAUCCUCAAUCAGAGAAUAUCGCUGCAGUUUCUUGGUCUUCAGUGGGCUCAGAUUUGUUUGUAUUUAAGCCUAGUGAACCAAGGCCAUUGUAUAUUCAAAAGAAUAUCUCCACAGAGCAAGUGCAGUGGGGAGUGUUUGUUCCACGUGAUGUCCCUGAAUCGUUCACCUUAGAAGCUUACCAGUGGCUCAACAGGUCCCAGUUUUACUUCCUAACAAGAUCACAGAGUUUGUUGACAUUUAGUACAAAGUCUCCUGAAGAGAAACUCACACCGACAAGCAAGCAGCUGCUAGCAGAAGAAAGCCUUCCAACAACCCCAUUUUAUUUCAUAUUGGGAAAGCACAGGCAACAACAGGAUGAAAAAUUUCAUGAGGUUUCAGAGAAUGAACUGGUACAACUACCUGUAACAGAAAACAUACCUGCAGUUAAUGAGCUCCUUCACACUCCAGCCCACGUGCUGCCAUCUGCUUCUUUCCUGUGCUCGUUGUUCGUCAAUUCCCUGUUGCUGUCUAAGGAGACAAGGAGUGCUGAAGAAGUUCCAGAUGAUAUAGAUAUGGAAGAAGAGAAAGACAGUGACAACUCCGAUGAAGAAAAUACUUUUACGGAAAAGGCACAGGAUAUAAAACACAUGGAUGUGGGAGAAGACAUUUUCCAUCAGUUGUCAAAAUCUGAAGAAAAGGAACUGAGAAAACUCAGGAAAGUAGACUACAGCUGGAUCUCUGCUCUUUAGGCCUUGGAUGUAACGAAGAGUUCUAAUACGUUGUUGAUUUUUUAAAAUACGUUGACACUUAAAAAAAAAAAAAAGACUUUGACUUGGCCCAACCCUGGCUGUUGUGACCUACCUCUUGGGGAGUGAGCCAACUGAACUGUGUCUCUGUCUCUCUUUGUAUGUCACUCUGCCUUUCAAAUAA
Molecule: messenger RNA, 2757 nt
Organism: Ochotona princeps (American pika)
Lineage: Eukaryota; Metazoa; Chordata; Mammalia; Lagomorpha; Ochotonidae
Gene: WDR75
Product: WD repeat domain 75
Exons: 21
Coding region: 84-2576 (830 amino acids)
Biological process (GO): positive regulation of transcription by RNA polymerase I; positive regulation of rRNA processing
Cellular component (GO): nucleolus
Molecular function (GO): RNA binding; protein binding
Source: RefSeq, a predicted model, not a curated record